Quercus lobata is the source of this 2994-nucleotide messenger RNA. Its product is annotated as TMV resistance protein N-like. Gene Ontology annotation, molecular function: ADP binding. The record is from RefSeq and is a predicted model, not a curated record. The coding region runs from base 313 to 2766 and encodes 817 amino acids. The transcript is spliced from 4 exons. Gene Ontology annotation, biological process: defense response; signal transduction. Lineage: Eukaryota; Viridiplantae; Streptophyta; Magnoliopsida; Fagales; Fagaceae.
AGAACUUUUUAAGUCUUUGCUCACAGUCAUUGCAUCUAUAUCUCAAAUCUGUAAUUUCCAGCUUUCACCUGCACACCCUUCUCUUUUAUUUUUCCAGUUUUUAGUUCCCUUCUAGACACAAGGUAUAUCUAUUUCAACAUAAAAGAUCACUUCUCUCAAUCUCUGCAACCCUACAUCAACCUUUUUCUUUUUUACCCGUUUCUUUUUGUGAUCCAACUCUAAUUAUAAGUGUAUUCUCAAUAUCAAUACCUGUUUUGUUCAUUCAAGAUUGGGAAGAGAACAUCGUAGCAACUUUGCUAGUAUACAUGCCCGAUGGCUCUUACAAACGACGGAAGCACCUUUUCGUUACGUAUUGGUAAAUGGAUUUUUGAUGUCUUCCUUAAUUUUAGAGGAGAGGACGCCCGCCACAGUUUUUUGCGCCUUCUGUAUGCUGCUUUGGUUGAGAAAAAAAUCUCCACGUUCAAGGAUGAUGAAGUACUUGAGAGAGGAAAACCCAUUCCCUCAGAACUCUUGAAAGCAAUUGAAGGAUCAAGGUUUUCGGUUGUCAUUUUUUCAAAAAACUAUGCAUCCUCUAGUUGGUGCUUAGAUGAACUUACAAAGAUUGUGGAAUGCCGCCAGAAAAUGAAGGGGCAUACAAUAUUUCCAGUUUUCUUUGAUGUUGAACCAACUGAGGUACGGAAGCAGGAAGGGAGUUUUGGAGAAGCAUUUGCGAAGCAUGAAGAAGCUUUUAAGGAGAAUCUGGAGAAGGUGAAAAAAUGGAGGGAUGCUUUAAAAGAAGUCACCAAUAUCAGUGGUUGGGUUAUACCCAAGGGGCAGGAGUCAGAAUAUAUCGAACCAAUUGUUGAGAGGAUAUUCAAAACACUGAGUUCCAUAAAACUAAAUGAGGGCUUGGUCGGAAUAGAAUCUCGUGUAUGGGAAGUAUAUUCAGAAUUAAAAAUAGGUUCGACUGAUGUUCGCAUGUUUGGGAUAUAUGGGACAGGUGGUAUCGGUAAGACAACCAUUGCACGAGUGGUUUAUGAUAGCUUCUCUAAUCAAUUUGAAGCUAGUAGCUUUCUCCAUGAUGUUAGAGAAACAUAUGAAAGACAGGGUUUAGUUCAUUUGCAGAAAAAACUUCUUUCUGACACCUUGAUGGAAAGAAAUAUAAAUGUAGGAGAUGAAUAUGACGGGCUCCAAUUUAUCAAGCACAGGCUAUGUAAUAAAAAGGUACUUCUCGUUCUGGAUGACGUUAAUAAGUUGAAACAACUAAAAUUUUUGGUUGGCGAGCAUAGUUGGUAUGGUGCAGGCAGUAGAAUUAUCAUUACAACGAGAGAUCAACAUUUGCUAGAGGCACAUGCAGUUGAUGCAAUAUAUAGGCCUGAGGAAAUGAGUAAUGAAGAGGCUCUUCGUCUUUUCAGCUUGACAUGUUUCGGCAGUGAACACACUCCUGAAGGGUAUAAGGAGAUGUCCAAUCUUGUUGUCAGUUAUGGUCACGGCCUUCCUUUAGCAAUUAAGGUUUUGGGUUCUCAUCUAGUCGGCGGAAGCAUCACUGCAUGGAAAAGCUGUUUAGUUGGGCUCGAAAAUAAUUUUCCAACAGAACUUUUACAAGUAUUUCAAAUAAGUUUUGAUAGUCUACAUGAAGUAGACAAAGAAACAUUUCUACAUAUGGCAUGUUUCUUCAAUGGGGAGGACAGAGAUCGCACAGUACGUAUACUAGACUCUCUUAGACUUUACCCCAUAGAAAUUGUAUUAAGAGAACUUAUAGAUAAAUCUCUCUUAAAUUUAUCUUUAGACAAGAACUGCUAUUGGAUGCAUCCUCUAGUUCAACAAAUGGGCCGGGAAAUGGUUUGUAGAGAAUGUCCUGAAUGGCCUUCGAGACGAAGUAGAUUAUGGUUGCCAGAGGACAUUGACGCUCUGCUUACAGACAAUAUGGGAACAGAUGCUAUUAAAUGCAUAGUCCUCAACUUGCCAGUACAAAAAAAGGUAUACUGGCAUCCAGAAGCCUUUUCAAAGAUUCCUAAUCUUCAAUUGCUCAAAAUUCACAAUGUGCAACUUCAGCAUGAACUCACUCAUUUUCCUAACGGGUUAAGAUUUGUUGAAUGGAGCGGGUAUUCUCUAAAAUCUUUGCCACCAAAUUUCGUACCUUAUAAGCUUGUUGAACUUACAAUGUGUCAUAGCAACAUUGAACUACUUUGGAAGGGAGUAAAGCAAUUGGACAGUUUAAGAUUCAUCAAACUCAGUCACUCUCGAAAUCUUGUUAGGACUCCAGACUUCUCGGAGACACGAGAGCUUGAGAGAAUAGAUUUUGAAGGCUGCACAAAUUUAAUUGAGGUUCACCCAUCCGUUGGUGUACUUAAACGCCUUAUUUUUUUGAAUUUGAAAGAUUGCACAAGUCUUGUAAGUCUUCCUAGCAAGCUUGAAAUGGAAUCUCUUGAAAUUUUUACCCUUUCUGGUUGCUCUAAAGUCAAGAAGAUUCCAGAAUUUACAAAAAACAUGGAACGGUUACGGGAGCUUCAUGUAAAUGGGACUGCAAUUGUAGACCUACCUUCAUCAAUUGAACAUUUGACUAGUCUUUCCUUAUUGAAUAUAAGCCAUUGCAAAAAUCUUGUGCAUCUUCCCUGCGCCAUUCUUCAAUUAGAGUUACUAAGAGACUUCAUUGUAUUGGGAUGCUCAAGAUUAGCUACAUUUGAUGAUCAUGAGAGUUUUCCCGCUCGAAAAAGAUCGAUAUGGUUAUGGGUAGAAGAAUUUUUUAAAGGUUCAUGUCGACGGGUCAAAUCAAAGUUGUCCUGACCAUCAAACGGAUCUUGCAAGAGAAAUUUUUUAGAAUUCUUUCACUUUUCAUUAAAAAAAAGUGUAAAUUUGAACUCUAUCAUAGUUUUCACUUUUAUUCCUUUAAAUUUACUUAUUUUAUAUUCCUUCACACGCUGCUUUCUCCUGCCUCGCACUACAUCCUGAUUUUUCACAUUUAUUGCAUUCUUACAUUGAAAUAAUGUUAGAAUUCAUAUAAAUGGGAUUCUG